Molecule: messenger RNA, 3637 nt
Organism: Tripterygium wilfordii
Lineage: Eukaryota; Viridiplantae; Streptophyta; Magnoliopsida; Celastrales; Celastraceae
Product: kinesin-like protein KIN-5B
Exons: 23
Coding region: 220-3381 (1053 amino acids)
Biological process (GO): microtubule-based movement
Molecular function (GO): plus-end-directed microtubule motor activity; ATP binding; microtubule binding
Source: RefSeq, a predicted model, not a curated record
UGGAGAGAGUCUCUCACAUUCCAAAUAUCCACCUCCUCCAUCAAAAUCCCUACUUUCAAAAAAAUUAUCUUCCCUACAGUACGACAACUAGGGUUUCGAUCGAAGCCAUCCACUUCUUACAGUAAAACUUCCGGCAAGCAUCUAGAUUCCUUGACUUCUAUUUGCCAAUUUUAAUUGGAAGAUUAGGGAUCCACGUUUUGGUUUGAAGAAGAAGGAAAUAUGAUGUCGCUCACUCCAGAUCCGUCUAGGAAGGUUUCGUCGGGGAUGACUCCAUCUCCAUCUCCCUUCCUCACACCUCGUCCUGAAAGACGCCGUCUGGAUUCAAGAGGAGGAGCCGACUGGAACUCCAACCGUCUAGACAAAGAUAAAGAGGUUAACGUGCAAGUUCUUCUACGAUGCAGACCAUUAAGUGAUGAUGAGCAAAGAAUGAACGUCCCAAGAGUGAUAUCAUGUAAUGAGCACAAAAGGGAAGUCACUGUUUUGCAGAGCAUAGCUAACAAGCAAGUGGAUAGAGUUUUCACUUUUGAUAAGAUUUUUGGGCCCAAAUCACAACAAAGAUCUAUAUACGACCAAGCAAUUGCCCCAAUUGUUAAUGAAGUUCUUGAGGGUUUCAACUGCACCGUCUUUGCGUAUGGGCAGACAGGUACCGGCAAAACAUAUACAAUGGAGGGUGGGAUGAGAAACAAGGGUGGGGAUUUGCCUGCUGAAGCUGGUGUUAUUCCACGAGCUGUUCGCCAGAUUUUUGAUACACUGGACGCUCAAAGCGCUGAUUACAGCAUGAAAGUGACAUUUUUGGAGCUUUAUAAUGAAGAAAUAACUGAUCUCCUAGCUCCUGAAGAUAAUUCGAGAUUGGUGGAAGAUAGGCCAAAGAAACCCAUUUCGUUGAUGGAGGAUGGUAAGGGUUGUGUGGUAGUGAGAGGUCUUGAAGAAGAAGCUGUAUACAGUGCAAAUGAAAUCUACAGUCUCUUGGAACGAGGAGCAGCUAAAAGGCGAACAGCAGAUACUUUGUUGAACAAACGCAGCAGUCGUUCUCAUUCAGUCUUCUCCAUUACUGUUCACAUAAAAGAAGCAAGAGUCGAAGAUGAGGAUCUUAUUAAAUGUGGCAAACUUAAUCUAGUUGAUUUGGCAGGUUCCGAGAACAUUUCUCGUUCGGGUGCAAGAGAGGGUCGAGCAAGAGAAGCAGGGGAGAUUAACAAGAGCUUACUCACACUGGGACGUGUAAUUAAUACACUGGUGGAACAUUCCACACAUAUACCUUACAGAGAUAGUAAGCUGACAAGGCUAUUAAGAGAUUCCCUAGGUGGGAAAACAAAGACCUGCAUUAUUGCUACAAUUUCUCCCUCUGCUCAUUCUUUGGAAGAAACAUUAAGCACUUUGGAUUAUGCCUAUCGCGCUAAAAACAUCAAAAACAAACCUGAGGCAAACCAGAAAAUGUCCAAGGCUGUAUUGCUCAAGGAAUUGUACUUGGAAAUUGAGAAAAUGAAAGAAGAUGUUCGAGCAGCGAGGGAUAAGAAUGGAGUUUACAUUCCACAGGAAAGAUACGCCAAAGAAGAAGCUGACAAGAAGGCUAGGAUUGAGAAGAUAGAUCAAUUAGAGGGUGAGCUCAGUCUCAGUGAAAAGGAAAUUGAUAAGUGCCGUGAGCUUUAUCUCACUGAGCAAGAGCAGCGGCUAGAGUUAGAGAGUGAGCUGAAAGACUGUAAGAUACAACUCGAGAACAGUAACAAAGCACUGCUUGAUCUUCAAGAGGUCCAUAGGAUGGCUAAGAUGACUCUAAAGGAAAAGGAGUUGAUCAUCUCCAAAUUUCUAUUAUCGGAAAGUUGUAUAAUUGAACGAGCAAAGGAGUUGCGUUUUGAUUUGCAAAAUGCAUCAGAUGAUAUAACUUCACUUUUUGCUAAAUUAGAUGAGAAAGACACAAUGGAAGCAGAAAAUAGGAGCAUGGUGUUGACAUUUGGUUCUGAACUUGACCAGAAAUUAAAAGAACUGCAUAAGACCAUCCUGGGUUCAGUUUCUCAGCAACAGCGACAACUAAUAAGCAUGGAAGAACAAACUCGGCUGUUUCUUGCCUGUAAAUCUGACGCUACACAAAUAUUGGAGUCAAGGCUCAAGAAAAUGACAGAAAAGUAUACUACAGGAGUAGAAGCCUUGAAGGAGCUCUCCAGCACAAUGCAAAGGAAAGCCUCCACUGACCUAGAGCAGAUAAAUUCUACAAUUUCAUCUCAAAUGAUGGCUGCUGAGUGUUUUCUUGUCACUGCCGUAUCUGAAGCCAGUGACGUUAUUGAGGAUGUGAAAAAUUAUGUAGAUGAGCAAAAGCAUCUGUUGGCUUUAUCGGCUCAACAACAAGAGAAGGGUUUACAUCAGAGCUUGAUUUCAACACAAGUAAUUUCCGAGGCAGCCAUGGACUUUUUAAAUGACCUUCAUCAUCAUGCUUCUAAAGUCACGACAAUGUUCGAAGAAAGACAAAUUGAAAAGGUCGAGCAAUUAGCUAGUUUUGAGAAGAUGUUCAAGGAAGAUGCUGCUAGAGAGGAAAAGGAGGCACUGAAAAAUAUUGCAGCAAUAUUGGCAACCUUGACAUCCAAAAAAACUACAAUGGUAUCGAAAGCAUCAAGGGAUGUUCAGAACUUAAGUAUUCAGGAGACUGAGAUAUUAAAAAGAGAGAUGUCCAACAUUCAGCAGGUUUCCUGUAGUGCUAAGAAGGAACUGAUUACAUAUGUAGAGAAGGAGGAAAGUCGUUUCAUGGAGAAUACAUUCUUCACAGCUGAAUCAAAUGCCGUGAUGAAUAAUUGCCUUUACGAGUGCUCGAAGCGGGUAGAUAAAUCUAGGCAGCAAUGGAUAGAUGUCCAGUCAUUCAUAGAAGAUCAUACAAAAAGGAAUAUUUCAGAGAUAAAUUCCUCGGUGAAGGAAAGUAUUAGCAGGAACCACAGUGCACAUGAAGAAUUUGUAUCUGCCUCAUCAAUGGUGGAAGUUGAUUUUAAUGCUAGAGCUGAUGAUAUGCUGGUUGCCGUUAAUGAAUCACUAGCGCUUGACCAAGAAAGUAAGAGAGAAUUAGACUUACUCACAGCUGGGUGUUUGGAUCAGCUGAAGUCAAUGCAAGAGAAGCAUGGUGAAAGCAUAUCCGAUAUCAGAAGCCAGGCAAAGAAGUCCCUAACAAGAGAUUAUCUGGUUGAUCAUCAUAGUGGUACAACACCUAAGAAAGGAGUUAUCACAGUGCCCAGCUUGGCAUCGAUUGAAGAGAUGAGAACUGCGCCUGCCAUUGAAAUUCUAAGACAAGAAAAUAAUGUAGAGAACGGAUCAAAAGGGAGCCGCAGUGAAAGCAAGACCCAGUAUCUGCAAUUGCAAGUCAUGGCAUCUCUAAAUAGAACGCCUUUUGCAGAUGUUAAUUAAAUGAGGACCACUGAACUUUUGAAACCAGAGAGUAGCUUGGCUUAUUGACGUGCUCAUCUACCGAUGAGUAGUUAAGAGGUCCAGUCCACUAUAUAUAUGUAUCCUUUUUCUUGCAGAUCAUCUGUGAAGAGGCGAUAAAGCUUCAUAUGCUUUUGAUAAAAUGUAUUAUGAUCAAGUUUUUUUUAUUGAAGAUGAACAACCUGUACCCAUUCUUGUGAUAUAGAUUACUAGCGUAUAUCUAUUUCUAAAUGUUUGG